AUGGAUCUAACUCUUCGGACGCAAAUCCAGGAAUGCAAUUGGCUGGUUGUGAAUGUAACCACUCCGGCAAAUUAUUUCCCCGUACUGAGACGUCAAAUACAAAGGAAAUUCCGAAAGCCUCUCAUUGUGGUGUCUCCGAAGAAUUUGCUUCGCCACAAGGAUUGCAAAUCCAAUCUUUCUGAAUAUGAUGAUGUCCAAGGCCAUCCAGGUUUUGAUAAACAAGGGACCGGAUUUAAGCGCCUAAUAAAGGACCAGAAUGACCGCUCAGAUCUCGAGGAGGGUAUCAGGCGUUUGGUUCUUUGCUCCGGAAAGCGUGAACUGAAGCGUUAUCCAAAUGCAGAGGUUGUUUGGUGCCAGGAAGAGCCGAUGAAUAUGGGUGCAUACAAUUACAUUGCACCCCGCCUUAGCACUGCCAUGAAGCCCUGGGCAGAGGUAGCAUGGAUGACAUCAAAUACGCAGGCCGUGCUCCAUCUGCUGCAACAGCCACUGGUUUCUAUCAGGUUCAUGGGAAAGAGCAGAGUGAACUUGUUCAGAAAGCUCUUCAGCCUGAACCAAUUAAUCAAACCUAAUUGA
Ilex paraguariensis (yerba mate) is the source of this 573-nucleotide messenger RNA. The record is from the annotation of a GenBank genome assembly. NCBI's taxonomy places the organism in Eukaryota, Viridiplantae, Streptophyta, Magnoliopsida, Aquifoliales, Aquifoliaceae.